AUGAAACUUUGGAAUUAUAUAAUUUUAUUUUUAUUGGAAGAUGUUGGAUGGAGAAAGGUUCUUAUGGUCGAGUUUAAGAAAGAUUAUAUGGACAGAAUUUGGAAGUUCUUGCAGAUGGAAAAGCAAAAGGGAAUCAAAGUUUUACCUCCUGAGCAUCAAAUUUUCCAUGCCUUCAACCUCACUCCUUUGCAUCAAAUUCGAGUAGUAAUUAUUGGUCAAGAUCCUUAUCACGGUGAAAAUCAGGCGCAUGGGCUUUGCUUCUCAGUUUCUAAAGGUGUGAAACCUCCACCAUCUCUUGUAAACAUAUAUAAGGAACUUAAAGUGGAUAUUCCAAAAUUCAAAAUUCCCGAUCAUGGGUGUCUUGAAUCGUGGGCUCGUCAAGGUGUUUUUCUACUGAAUGCUACACUUACCGUCCAAGCCCACCGAGCAAAUUCACACAGCCAUAUCGGUUGGCAAAAAUUCACUGACGAAGUUAUUCGCAUCAUCUCUCGGGAUUGUGAUGGAGUUGUUUUUUUACUUUGGGGCGGGUUUGCUCAUAAGAAGGAGCACAUAAUUGAUAAAAAAAAGCACACUAUUAUCAAGACUGCGCACCCAUCUCCACUUAGUGCGUCCAUGUUCUUCGGAUGCAAGUGCUUUUCGAAAGCGAAUGAAGCUCUUAUCAAACGUGGACGACCAAUCAUCGACUGGUGUGCGUUUUGA
Molecule: messenger RNA, 699 nt
Organism: Thelazia callipaeda (thelaziosis nematode)
Lineage: Eukaryota; Metazoa; Nematoda; Chromadorea; Rhabditida; Thelaziidae
Source: the annotation of a GenBank genome assembly